GCGGAGGUUAUUCCCUGGUAGAGUCUCGCCUGCACCCAACCCCUCAGUUUGCAAGCCUUGGAGGAAGACAAAGGCGGCUCACUGGGACCCCCUCCCCCAGUUGCGUGUUUCCUUCCUGUCAAGCCCCCUGGGAAGCUGCAGGGUGGAGAAGCACAGCCUGCACGCCGGCACGAAACAACCUAACUGAAGGCUAGGUCAGGCUGAGGGGAUUCGGCUGUAGAGCCGUGGAGGAGGGGAGGCGGAGGGGGCGCUGGGGCUCUCGCUUCCUCCAGCCCAGCCCUACCUCCCAGUCAGCCCGCGACAACCCGCGCCAGCCACCCGGCCUCACAGAAGCUGGACUUCGCGGACACCAUGCAGUGGAUUAGAGGCGGAACGGGAAUGCUGAUCACUGGAGAUUCCAUCGUUAGUGCUGAGGCAGUAUGGGAUCACGUCACCAUGGCCAACCGGGAGUUGGCAUUUAAAGCUGGCGACGUCAUCAAAGUCUUGGAUGCUUCCAACAAGGAUUGGUGGUGGGGCCAGAUCGACGAUGAGGAGGGAUGGUUUCCUGCCAGCUUUGUGAGGCUCUGGGUGAACCAGGAGGAUGGGGUGGAGGAAGGGCCCAGUGAUGUGCAGAAUGGGCACCUGGACCCCAACUCAGACUGCCUUUGUCUGGGCCGGCCACUUCAGAACCGGGACCAGAUGCGGGCCAAUGUCAUCAAUGAGAUCAUGAGCACCGAGCGUCAUUACAUCAAGCACCUCAAGGACAUUUGCGAGGGCUACCUGAAGCAGUGCCGGAAGAGAAGGGACAUGUUCAGUGAUGAGCAACUGAAGGUCAUCUUUGGGAACAUUGAAGACAUCUACAGGUUUCAGAUGGGCUUUGUGAGAGACCUGGAGAAGCAGUACAACAAUGAUGACCCCCACCUCAGCGAGAUAGGACCCUGCUUCCUAGAGCAUCAAGACGGAUUCUGGAUAUACUCUGAAUAUUGUAACAACCACCUGGAUGCCUGCAUGGAACUCUCCAAGCUGAUGAAGGACAGCCGCUAUCAACACUUUUUUGAGGCCUGCCGACUCUUGCAGCAGAUGAUUGACAUCGCUAUCGAUGGUUUUCUUUUGACUCCAGUACAGAAGAUCUGCAAAUAUCCCUUACAGUUAGCUGAGCUCCUGAAGUAUACUGCCCAAGACCACAGUGAUUAUAGAUAUGUUGCAGCUGCUUUGGCUGUCAUGAGAAAUGUGACUCAGCAGAUCAAUGAACGCAAGCGACGUCUGGAGAAUAUUGACAAGAUCGCGCAAUGGCAGGCCUCUGUCCUAGACUGGGAGGGAGAGGACAUCUUAGACAGGAGCUCGGAGCUGAUCUACACUGGAGAGAUGGCCUGGAUCUAUCAGCCCUAUGGCCGCAACCAGCAGAGAGUCUUCUUCCUAUUCGACCACCAAAUGGUCCUCUGCAAGAAGGACCUAAUCCGGAGAGACAUCCUAUACUACAAAGGGCGCAUUGACAUGGAUAAAUAUGAGGUAAUUGACAUUGAAGAUGGCAGAGAUGAUGACUUUAAUGUCAGCAUGAAAAAUGCUUUCAAGCUUCAUAACAAGGAAACAGAAGAAGUUCAUCUGUUCUUUGCCAAGAAACUGGAGGAGAAAAUACGUUGGCUCAGAGCUUUCAGAGAAGAGAGGAAAAUGGUACAGGAAGAUGAAAAAAUUGGCUUUGAGAUUUCUGAAAACCAGAAGAGGCAGGCUGCAAUGACUGUGAGAAAAGCCUCUAAACAGAAAGGUGUCAACUCUGCCCGCUCAGUUCCUCCUUCCUACCCACCACCACAGGACCCGUUAAACCAGGGCCAGUACCUGGUCCCCGAUGGCAUCGCUCAGUCUCAAGUCUUUGAGUUCACUGAACCGAAACGCAGCCAGUCACCAUUCUGGCAAAACUUCAGUAGGUUAACCCCCUUCAAAAAAUAAUACCUAUAGGAAGGCAGAUAAUUUUAAAAUAAAUAAAAUUAUAUUUAUAGAUGGACCUUUUUUUCGGAGAAGCACUGUUGAAAAUUUAUAUAUAUAUAUAUAUAUAUGUGUGUGUGUGCGUGUGUGUGUGUGUGUAUGUGUGUGUGUGUGCGUGUGUGUGUGUGUGUGGUGCACAUACACACACACACACAUAUAGACCUUUAAGUAUACACGUGUGUGUGUGUUGGCAUGUGUGCACAUAUGCAUGCACAUGCAUGCACACAUACAUACAUAUACACACACAGAGAAGGACCAAAACCAUUUUCUGUUGUUUUGGGACAUUGAAAUCUGUAGUUGGUAAGAAGUACCACUGACUUCCAAACAUGUGAUCACUUCUUAAAAUGUUUAGUUCUUAACCUUGCUCCCCUCCCCCUUUCUUUCAGAAACUGAAUUUCUCUUUGUUCUUUUUCCUGUUAAGAUAACCUAUUCACUCCUCUGGUUCACUGACCUGUCAUUACUACCAUAGAAUAUUUGCAUUGUUUUAUUUCCCUUUCCUGAUGAUACUGAUGCUGAUACCUUUUGCAUUUACUUUAUGUGGUGGGUUUGGAAUUUCAUUUCUCUCUCUGUCACUUUCCACUAAGAAGGGGAGGAUUCCCAUCUCCUGUCCCUCAUGCAACCAUAUGCAAAUGUUCCUGUAGCCCUGCGGUUAUACCAGCAGCCUUUCCCAGCAUCCUGUGUCCACAGUUGUACCAGUCUAGACAUGCUCUGUUGUGCCCUGUGACUUAUCUGCUUGGUAUUUCUAUUGCUUUCACUGUUUUAGGUAUUGUGGAAGGAUAUAAAACCAAACAGAAACAAAGGAAAAUAAGAAUGUAAUGAGGGUAGAGAAGGCUUCUGUUGGGGGGAUAUUUUUUACUUAGAUGAUUUCUUCUAGCAUUGAGGAUUCCCAUGUAACAGCACUGCUCUCAUUGAAGGUUUUUGUGUAAGGGUUGAUCUCUUUUUCAAGCCCCCUUUAUUAUGAGUCUCCUUUUCAGCCUGUCUCUUCCCUGGUGAAAGAUUUAACUAAACUGGAAGCAAAGAAAUUGAGACUCUGCCUCCUGGGGAAGAGAUUUAUCUCCACCCCCACAGCCCAUACCUAAUAGGUAGGUGUCAGGUAGGGCUCUCUUUAUAGCAGUCAUUUAAGUGUUCUGAUCAGCCCUGCUUCUGUUUUCAGAUUCUUAAGGCAUCACUGUUAGAAGCUUAUGGAGGGGUUCAAGACAAAACCUGAAAAGAGUCCAGGAUUGACAAGAAUACAGGGAAAGAUGGGAGCUAUCAGGGAAAGAGACAGGCUUGAUCCAAGAUAAUAUACCUGUAGUUACUACCACUGAACUUAUGAGAAACAUUCCCAAUUGUUAGCACAUUGCAUGGAUAAUCUUCUCUGUCUCCUUCCUUGCCCGUACUCUCUCUUCCUGGUAGAGGAUUGUGAGUAUUGGCAUAAUUACAGCCAUUCUGGCACUUGAAGUAGGCCUUCUUUCUGACAUACUCCCACCCCAGGACAACUGAGGUUAGUGAUAGAGAAGCCUAGAGCUACUUUUACCUCUGGGAAAAGAAGAUCUGAGGCAGAACACUGAAGUUAACGCUUGGCAGGUUUUCCAUUUGACCAGAACUUUCCCAACAAAAAUCAGAAUCCCCAUGAGUACAGAAGUACUUAUUUCUCCUUGUUAUAUAGCCCUUUGUGUGGAUAGACCCUAGGUAGUGAGGAUAAUGGCAUAUAAAGAAGUGGGAAAACCCACCCUAUCCAGAAUCUGAAGAUUGAGUCUGUCCUGGACCUCACAGGAAUAGACGUCAUCAUGAAGCUUACCAAGCAGCAGCCAUAGCUAUAUGAGGUCUUCAAUAAAGCUGAAUUGGAUACUUCUUUGUGCUUCCUGACCUAAACUAAGCCCUACCCAGCUCGAGAAUCUUUUCCCUAUAGAAAACAAAUUACAAGUUGUUGAAGCUUCUAUUUAAGUCAGACUUUUUAUAGUUAUCAAAGCUAGCUAGCAGAAGACCAGGGCUCGGGACUGGCUAUCACUGCUCAGCACAUGUCAGAGCUACUUAUGCCCUUAUGGCAAGAGAUCUGGUAUCUAGCACUUAGACUACAAUGUUCUCCUUGGCAAACUGAAAUAUGUUUCACUUCCUAUGCAGGCCUCCCUUAGUGUACCUUCUUUUCCUACUUUCUUUCCUACUUUCUACCCAGCCACACUUGGCCUUGGCAACUUUCUCCAGGGAUUAUGGGCACACCAUGAGGGUUGCUUUGGAAUGUUGCUAGAUCUUAAGUAUCUUUUGGCCAGACCCUGUCAUUCUCUUCCCCUUUCUAACUCUAACAUUCAAGGCUAUAGGAUCAGGGGUAUCACCUCUCAUCACCCUGUUUCUCCAUCCAAUCCACUGGCCUUACAAUAUGUAGUAAUUUGUGAAGGCACUACUAAUUCUGCUCUCCUUUGAUUGGAAUGCCCCACCCUACCCCAACACCUACGGCUCAAAGUAGAUCAGUGGCCAGUAGCCCAAAGGGAAACCCAUAAAUUACCUGGACUCAGUAUAUAAACCUGUUGUAUUCCCACAGCCAUGUUAUCCCUCCAAAUUCUAUAAUUCUCCUGUUUCUGCAUGGCCCUGUACUGCCCUUCCCUCAACACAAUAAGGCCUGAAUUUUCUUCCCAAAAGGGCUUUGCCAGUUUCUUCUAUGAGUUCUACUGUAGGGAGGUCCUAAUACAGAAAUACAAUUUUUCUCUCCUUCUCUCAUUCUCUUUCUAUGUGUAUAUCUUUAAUUGAUCUAUUAAGGAGAGCAACAAGAGAGUUCUAACAAUUCUAGUAUGAAGCCAAAUAGUGAUAUUUUAGUGCUUGGGGGUGGGGCGGGCUGGGUGACUAGAUGGGCAACAGUGAUUUUGACUACCCCUGCUGCUCUGCAUUUGCCAGUUUAUUCUUUUGUUUCUAUUAUCUGACUGUUUGACCCUGUCAAACAAGUGUCAAAAUUGUGUAUUUGGAAAUGUUUAAUAACAACAAAAAAGAUGUUGUAAUGACAUAAAGCCUUAUGAAAAUAUUUAUGGAGUUCAAUAAAAGAAGUAAAAAGAC
Peromyscus californicus insignis is the source of this 4983-nucleotide messenger RNA. It is a transcript of the gene Arhgef9, whose product is annotated as Cdc42 guanine nucleotide exchange factor 9. The transcript is spliced from 10 exons. The record is from RefSeq and is a predicted model, not a curated record. Gene Ontology annotation, molecular function: guanyl-nucleotide exchange factor activity; protein binding. NCBI's taxonomy places the organism in Eukaryota, Metazoa, Chordata, Mammalia, Rodentia, Cricetidae. Bases 352 to 1923 code for a protein of 523 amino acids.